CCAGUGACACAAUAGCAGCUCCCACCAAGAUGGCGGCGGCGACGGUGGACCCGGGAGCAGGGAGUCCGCAGGCUGGGGACUCUUCCAGCGGGGGGGCUGGGGGCGGGCUGCCCUCCCCUGGGGAUCAGGAGCUGAGCCGGCGCCUGCAGCGUCUGUACCCCGCGGUCAACCAGCACGAGACGCCAUUGCCGCGUUCCUGGAGCCCCAAGGACAAGUACAACUACAUCGGCCUCUCUCAGGGCAACCUCCGUGUCCACUACAAAGGUCAUGGCAAAAAUCAUAAAGAUGCAGCCUCAGUUCGAGCUACUCACCCCAUACCCGCUGCCUGUGGUAUUUACUACUUUGAGGUGAAGAUCAUCAGCAAAGGAAGAGAUGGGUACAUGGGAAUAGGACUCUCAGCUCAAGGAGUCAACAUGAACAGACUUCCUGGUUGGGACAAACAUUCUUAUGGUUACCAUGGUGAUGAUGGGCAUUCCUUCUGCUCCUCUGGGACUGGCCAGCCAUAUGGUCCCACAUUCACCACAGGAGAUGUGAUCGGCUGCUGUGUCAACCUCAUCAACGGCACCUGCUUCUACACCAAGAAUGGCCACAGUCUUGGUAUAGCCUUCACAGAUCUACCGGCCAACCUCUACCCCACCGUAGGCCUCCAGACACCUGGGGAGAUUGUGGAUGCCAACUUUGGGCAGCAACCCUUCCUGUUCGACAUUGAGGACUACAUGCGGGAAUGGCGUGCUAAGGUCCAGGGCACUGUCCACGGCUUCCCUAUCAGUGCCCGGCUCGGUGAAUGGCAGGCGGUGCUGCAGAACAUGGUCUCGUCUUACCUGGUGCAUCAUGGGUAUUGUGCCACGGCCACAGCUUUUGCCCGAAUGACUGAAACCCCGAUUCAGGAAGAACAGGCGUCCAUAAAGAACAGACAAAAGAUCCAGAAGCUGGUGCUGGAGGGUCGGGUGGGCGAAGCCAUUGAAACAACCCAGCGCUUCUACCCUGGGCUGCUGGAGCACAACCCCAACCUGCUUUUCAUGCUCAAGUGCCGACAAUUUGUGGAGAUGGUGAAUGGCACUGACAGUGAGGUCCGCAGCUUGAGCUCCCGAAGCCCCAAGUCCCAAGACAGCUAUCCUGGCUCCCCCAGCCUCAGCCCCCGACAUGGCCCCAGUAGUUCCCACAUGCACAACACAGGAGCAGACAGUCCCAGCUGCAGCAAUGGCGUCGCAUCCACCAAGAGCAAACAGAACCACAGUAAAUACCCCGCACCCAGCUCCUCCUCCUCGUCCUCGUCCUCCUCGUCCUCCUCCUCCCCGUCCUCCGUCAAUUACUCCGAGUCCAACUCAACAGACUCUACCAAGUCCCAGCCCCACAGCAGUACCAGUAACCAGGAGACCAGUGACAGCGAAAUGGAGAUGGAAGCAGAACAUUAUCCCAAUGGCAUGCUGGAAACCAUGUCCACACGCAUUGUCAAUGGUGCCUACAAACAUGAGGACCUGCAGACAGAUGAGUCUAGCAUGGAUGAUGGACAUCCACGACGGCAGCUCUGCGGGGGCAACCAGGCUGCCACAGAAAGGAUCAUCCUGUUUGGCCGUGAGUUGCAAGCACUGAGUGAGCAGCUGGGCCGCGAGUAUGGCAAGAAUGUGGCCCACACAGAAAUGUUACAGGAUGCCUUCAGCCUACUGGCAUACUCAGACCCCUGGAGCUGUCCAGUUGGCCAGCAGCUUGACCCUAUCCAGAGAGAACCUGUAUGUGCUGCUCUCAACAGCGCCAUUUUAGAGUCUCAGAACCUGCCAAAGCAGCCUCCUCUGAUGCUUGCCCUGGGCCAGGCAUCUGAAUGUCUACGGCUCAUGGCCAGAGCAGGCCUGGGAUCUUGCUCCUUUGCCAGAGUUGAUGACUACUUGCACUAGCUGACCGACCAUACUGGCUGGCCCCACCUGACCCUCCUUCGGCUCCCGGGCUGGAGCAGCCCUGCCCUCCAUAUGCACCUGGCACAGGGACCUGGAAGCCAUGGAAAGAGUCCAUUCCUCCCGCCUGGCCUGCCUGCCCAACCUCCCUCUUUCUUUUCCUUCCUUCCUUCCUUCCUUCCUUCCUUCCUUCCU
Molecule: messenger RNA, 2084 nt
Organism: Perognathus longimembris pacificus (Pacific pocket mouse)
Lineage: Eukaryota; Metazoa; Chordata; Mammalia; Rodentia; Heteromyidae
Gene: Ranbp10
Product: RAN binding protein 10
Exons: 14
Coding region: 30-1892 (620 amino acids)
Biological process (GO): cytoskeleton organization; cell surface receptor signaling pathway
Cellular component (GO): cytoplasm
Molecular function (GO): protein binding
Source: RefSeq, a predicted model, not a curated record